UGAAUGCAUUAAACGAUUACCGAAAAAAAAUUAUGGUGCGUUCGAAGCGUUCCUUGGACAAAAAACCUAAUUACGUAGGCUUCAAAGAACAAAUUCCCUUAUCGAAGAGGCUCUAUCGUCAUCCGAACCUGAGUUACGAAGAGCAACAAAAGCAAAAGAACCACACGUUUCAGGACGAAGGUAUAAUUGUAAAUUUCGAAAGUACGGUGAAUAAACGCGUCCUGGACAUAUUUGAUUCAUUACAAUCGAAAACUACGAUCAAACCUUUAUUAAAGGAAUUAAACAAGCAUAGUUAUGUACCAGUGUCUUCUAAUGAUAAUGAAUAUUUUGGGAUGCAAAAGAAUUUAAAAAAUCAUACGGAUAAUAAUACGGAAGAUGAUAAAAAACGUUUCAUAAAGACACAAGAAUCUAAUGAUAUAAAAAUUAACAAAAAUAUGUUAAAUGAAACAAUUAAAGAUAUGAAUAUAUCGCAGAGCUUGAUUAAACAACAAAAUCGUAAAAAUUACAUCAAUAUACAGGAUCAUCAAAAAGAUGUUAAUAACACGACAUCCUCGGAUAUUUUAGAGUAUGAUCCAAACAAAAUUCCAUAUGUUGAGGUACCGGAUUAUUCUGAUAUUAGGGAAGAAAGUUUGGAUGAGAAAGAUCGUCAGAUGAAAGAAGAGAAAACUGAUUUAAUUAAUCCAGAAAUAUCAACGAAUCACGAUAACUCUGAAAAAAACGUAAAAGAGUUGUUAAAAAAUUCAAGGCAAAAUUUAAUUAAAAAAAAUGAUUCAAAUUUCAUCAAUUUUAAAAUGUUUACAAAUAUAAAAAAACUGGAUAAUGAAAAUAAUGAAAAUAAUAAUGAAAAUAAACCAGAUACGACAGAUAAACCAGAAAGAUCGAAUGAUUUCAAAGACUCUUCUGAACGUUUAAAAAGCGAUAAAUUCGAAGAAAAUAAAGAAGGGAGACUAUUAAAAAAUUUAAAUGAACCGCGAAAUAACAAGGAUAAUUUAAAUAAUUCCAACAUCGAUAAAGAAUCAGGAGAAAAUUCCCAAGAAAAUCACGAGCCUCGGGAAGAUCCGGAGGAAACGCAGGAGGACACAGGAAGUCAAUCGGGUCCCAUAAUUUUCGACAUAAACGAAUACAGGAAGCCAUUCGAUCUAGACGAAUUUCUUAAGGACGAUCCGAUAAUGAAAAAGUUGAAGCUGCUCGAAAAGGAGACACGGACCAAGUACGGACAGAACGGGAAACAAGUUUCAGCCGACUUUAACGAAUCCGAAAGUGAUAAUGCGUUCAGGGAACAAGCGAACGGCCAAAGGAAUUCUGCUGAGGUACAAGAUACUUUCGAUGAUCUGUCAAAAUCUCAUCGAUCUAGCGAUUUUGCCGAUUCCAUCUUUGCAAAAGUGGAUAAAAGGAAGGAUAAACAAAAUGGAAAAGAUAGGAAAACAAAGAAGAAAAUAAAAAAUCGUGAAGAUUCUAACGAAGAGAAUAGCGACGAAGACUUUUUAAGAUUUAUCUUCAAAAAGGACAAGAAAAAUAAUCCUUUGCCUGGAUUCGAAAAUGAAGAAAAAUUCCUCUCCCGAUAUUUCACGGAAGAUGUAAUUAGAAAAUUGCAAGAGGAUAUCGGAAAAGAUAGUAAGAGAAAGGACAAGUCCCGUAAAGAAGACAUGUAUGAAGCAUUAUCGGCAAUCUUGAGAAAGAAAAGUCAAAUCUCGCGGCUCAAUGAGGACAUUGAUAAAAAAAUCGAAGCCGGAGACGAGCCGAUGCUCGAAUACAAAAAUUUCUGGUCUUUAGAAUAUAAAUCUCCGAGAGUCGACAUGGAAGCGCAAGAAAGAAGGAAAUAGCG
Molecule: messenger RNA, 1825 nt
Organism: Apis laboriosa (Himalayan honeybee)
Lineage: Eukaryota; Metazoa; Arthropoda; Insecta; Hymenoptera; Apidae
Product: probable serine/threonine-protein kinase DDB_G0283337
Exons: 1
Coding region: 33-1823 (596 amino acids)
Source: RefSeq, a predicted model, not a curated record